Molecule: messenger RNA, 1676 nt
Organism: Lindgomyces ingoldianus
Lineage: Eukaryota; Fungi; Ascomycota; Dothideomycetes; Pleosporales; Lindgomycetaceae
Product: MFS general substrate transporter
Exons: 4
Coding region: 72-1493 (473 amino acids)
Biological process (GO): transmembrane transport
Cellular component (GO): membrane
Molecular function (GO): transmembrane transporter activity
Source: RefSeq, a predicted model, not a curated record
CUGAGCUGCCCAAGGGAUACUACAGGUCUCCUUUUUUUAUUGGAACGUUUAUCGCCAUUGGCUUCAAUCUGAUGGCUUCAACAGGUGGCUUUGCUCUGAUAGCGCCAGUUCUCGGCGACAUAGCCAUCGCUCUCGGUCCCACCGACUCCAUCAUCUGGCUCUCGCUCGUCUAUACUAUGGGCCUCGCCGUAGGUCUUACUCUUGUAGGCCGCCUUUCCGACAUUUUUGGUCGUCGCUACUUCUUCAUAUUCGGCACUGCACUGGGAUGUGUCGGUGCCAUCGUCGCUAGCACCGCCCACACCGUUCCUACGCUCAUUGGGGGUCAGGUGCUUAUCGGCUUGUCUGCUUCCACCGGGUACUCGUACGCGUUCAUCAUAGGCGAGCUAAUACCAGUCAAAUGGAGGUUUGUUGCUAAUGCAACAAUCUUCAUUUUCUCGUUUCCGACUGCUGGCUUUGGGGCUGCCAUUUCCACUGCUCUGAUUUUACACACAGGCCUGGUACUCUUCAUCCUCGGACUAUCAUCCGGUGGAUCACUUUACCCCUGGAAGAGCGCAGCUGUUAUUGCUCCGCUAGUCAUUGGAUUCAUUUGUCUCGUGGGUCUCUUCGCGUACGAGACCUACGUCGAUAUAAAGGAGCCGCUCAUUCCAAUACACUUGUUCAGGAAUCGAGGCUGGGUAGCUUCGAUGCUGAGUUUGUCCUUGGGGGCUUCAGUGUAUUACUCUCAAGCAAUUGUUUGGCCACAGAUGACAGCAAAUGUCUAUGCUGAGGGGAGAGUCAUGUGGGGAGGCCUAGUAUCUUGCCUAGUCGGCAUUGGAAUCACCAUCGGCGAAGUUAUUGGUGGCGGGGUUGCGAAGAAUCUCGGCAAAUGGAAAAUCCAGUGUAUAUGCGUCAUCACUUUAGGAACUCUUCUUCUCGGUCUGACCGCCAUCUGCACACCCAAUACGCCUAAAACAGCCAUGGCACUCAUUUUCCUUGCCACAACGUUCAUCGGUUGGAACGAAGCGCUCGUCCUCCCCAUCUGCACUAUCAGCAUCCGAUCGCAAGAGGAAAUCGGCACAGCAGCAGGCAUCGCCGGAUCCUCGCGUUCCGCAAUCUCCACUGUAGCGAGCACCAUCUACUCCGUCGUUCUAACGGCACGAGUUACUAAAACCCUAACAACACAAGUUCCAGCAAAAGUCAUCGCAGCAGGCCUUCCUGCAUCGUCGGUCGCGGACUACAUGGCUGCCAUCGCAGCAGGAGGCACAAAAGCCCUUCUCGACAAGGUCCAUGGCCUAACGCCAGAGAUAUUGGUAACUGGAGCGACAGCUUAUCAAUAUGCGUAUAUGGAUGCGUAUCGCACAAUCUUCUUGGUUUCUUUGGCUUUCGGAGGCCUCGCGAUUCUUGUGAGCUUCUUUAUUCCUGAUAUUGAUGCUUUGAUGGGCAGCUCCGUGGCAGCGACGCUGAAGGGCAGGACUAAGGUAACGGAGGAAGGAGUGAAAGGACCGGAAGCAUAAUUGUGAGAAAGAAGAAGAAAUCUUGUCUAUCCCUGACCAUUUUCAACACAGGCUUGGAUAGUGCAGUAAGCAACGUGCUAUUGGUUACUUGCUCCGGGUCUUGCAGAGCAAUUUUUUAAGCGGUGCGUGGCGUCGUGAAUUGUUAACUAGUAACUCUUUGCCGGCCGGGAAAUCUCCUCACCC